AUGCUCAGAUCGGGAGUUUCUGGAAAUAACAGCCCUGAGAGACUAGCUCGCAGUCCAUCUGCAUCAGGCACACGGAUAAGUUUGCCUGACCAAGCAUUGCCAGCGCCAACAGUGCUCUCCCCACAUAACAUACUAUAUGCAAAUAACAUCGGUCCGGGAGUCGGGCCUUCUGCGAUGUCCUUCUUCUCUCCCCGCCCUCCUCCUGCGCCACUCUUUAUCGUACCACUGACCAGAGACCCCAGCACUAUAACUGAAAACAGACAGACAAUUAUACAAUUCAGGCCGCAAGCAAAAACAAAAAAGAAGACGAGUCGCAAAAUUGUUCAGCAGAUUCUGGAAUCGUUAUUUAAAAAACUUCCUAUAAAAGCAAAAGCACCUAAUCCUAGAGCUGUUAAAGUAAUGAGACCAAAAGCUGCUAAGGAUAUUACAGAUAUCGAUAGCAGAAACCGUAGUAUUGCUGUUCAAGCUUUGUCGAAGCAUACAUGUAGUAGGAAAAUGUUGUCGGGAGACGAGGACGAGUGUUCGAGUUGCAAAUCGAGUGAAGACACGUGUCCCGAGUGCGAGCGAUCGUUUGUAUGGGCCGGGUCGGUGCGUGCUUUAAGGGACUCACACGUUCGUCUCGUUUUGCGACAGCUGAGACAGUUGCAAGACAUAGAAAAACUCAACAGGGCGCUACGAAGAGAACACGUGGAAUAA
This is a messenger RNA of Danaus chrysippus (African queen), 696 nucleotides long. Lineage: Eukaryota; Metazoa; Arthropoda; Insecta; Lepidoptera; Nymphalidae. The record is from the annotation of a GenBank genome assembly.